Messenger RNA from Musa acuminata subsp. malaccensis (wild Malaysian banana), 1624 nucleotides. RefSeq lists its product as uncharacterized. The record is from RefSeq and is a predicted model, not a curated record. Lineage: Eukaryota; Viridiplantae; Streptophyta; Magnoliopsida; Zingiberales; Musaceae.
GACGGCCACUUAUAUUUCCAUAUCGCUUGUUUGGGGUACAUGGAAGGCAACAGUGUGGCAUGCCCUCUUAGAGCAACGAAAGGUCUAACAACACAAGAAGCAGGUUGAGGGGCAGGUGUUUGCAUUAAUGAGAGUAAUAACCUGAACCAAAAGUAGAGGGCAUGUAGAGGUGGUGAGACCUGAAGGAAAGAACAGCAGACUGGACAUGAGCUCAAGGACAAAAGUUGCCCUCAAUGAUGCUCAUCUGUAGGUAAACCCAAUUCCCUCACCUCGUCCAUCUCUCAUCUUCCUCAUGAGCUCUUGUUUAGCUGUCCCUAAUUCAAAUAAAUCCAAAGAUAAAGGCUCAAAUUAUCAUGAUUUUGCUUCCUAACUAUGCUCUGUUAUCUUUAGUAGCCAAAGCUGCAUUAUGGGAAUGGCCAAACUUGAGGACGCAGAAUAGGAAACUGUGGCCAUGUUUGCAGCACUAUUUAUCUUCUUCCCUAGUCCCCUCCUCUGUUCAUGGCACUUUUGCCACCGAAUACAAGGAAACAGCAGCAAUCAUUUCUUGCUGCAUCCUUCUCUUCUUCUUCCUCACCACACCAGACUCCAAACAAGGCUGAGGGAGAAGAAGACAUGCCUAAGCUAUGCACUUAUGGCACUCCCAGUCUUCUUCCGGCCUACCUCUUGGAGGACUUCAUCUCCUUGUGCACCUUCUUCACGUCCCAUCCCUUGCACUUGGCCUACUUGCUCCUCUUCUUACCUUACCUUCUCCACUUGCUCUCGUACCUCUCUCCCCUCCUCCUCUCUACUUCGAUCCUCCUGUUGGUUCUCCUCACGGUCUCCCCCUACCCAGACGAGGCGCCUCCGGCGGCGGCGCCACCGGAUUUCCUCGGUAGAACUUGCUGCGUCGUCCUCGACGUUCUCAAGGACAAGCUCCAAGACAAUGGGGAACUCGACCUGGUGGAGCAGUUUACGUCGAUGGUUCUGUCACCGAUCGAUAAUACCAGGCCAUUUGGUGAGCUCGUGGAGGGCGCUUAUUCUGGUCAUGAAGCAGAGGAGAGGCAUCCAGGUCAGGUAGGGAGCGGAGAAAGCAGAACUCCAGCCACGGAUGGCGAGAACCUCGUUCCCAUUAAUGGAGUAGCAGAGCAUCCCAAAGGGCGUGAAGCUGUGGAGCACAAGCCGGGGGCAGGAGAACAUCUAACAAGAUCCAUGUCGGAGAGAAGAACGCACAGCAUCAGUGGAACCACCGAGAGUCUUCAGAGGGCAAGGUGGGCGAAGGUGGCCAAGAGAUGGAUCUGCUCUGGGAGGCGUACGAGGCUAAUGCUGGUGAGGCAGGCGCUCGAAAGAAGAAGGCGAAGAAGAAAGCAAAGAGAGCUGAUGUUGGAGAAGAAGAAGAAGAACAAGAGGAAGCAGCAGUCGGGCAAUUGUGUUGCCUUCGAGCACUGAGGCUAUCUACUGGUAAGAUGAACCUGGGAAUGAGGAAACACAAUUUGAUGAAGAUAUCUAAAGUUCUAAAGGAAAUGAAGAUGUUUCAUAGUGGCAGUAAGUCACAAAAUUUAGCUAAUAAAUGAUCUGUUAAUUCUGUAAAAAGAAAUAUAGUGCUAUCUAUCAGAAUAUUUUAGUUGCUCUUUGAAGUAUUACCCAA